Molecule: messenger RNA, 2578 nt
Organism: Durio zibethinus
Lineage: Eukaryota; Viridiplantae; Streptophyta; Magnoliopsida; Malvales; Malvaceae
Source: RefSeq, a predicted model, not a curated record
AGAUCCUAAAUUUAUUAAAAUGAGAUCCUAAAUUUUGAAUUUAUUUAAAGUUUAGCUCUUUUAAAGAGGUUUUACCCUGUAAAAAUAAAAACGUCCUUUGGAACCACCGAGCCCUUUUAAUUUUUAAAGCUCUUCUUUUGCCAAAUUACCUUAAAUUCGCCGGCCAAAAUAGAACGGAUCCCUCUUUAUGAUCGUCAACGAAACAAAAAUCAAUUUAAAAGCCAACCCUAAAUUUCCCCGACUAUCAAAAGGAACUUUCUCCCUCAAUAUCCAACUCAAAACCCUAAUGGCUCCCAAAUUUUAGGGCAAUUUUCAAUUCUCUCCCUCUCCCGAACGGCAAUACCAAUCCAAUCGACCCGUUCUUUCUUUCCUAUGUCUCGAUUCUUCCAUCGUUUUCUUCUAUCCUUAUUUUUCUGUGUUUUAGGGUUAGCGUUUGGCGUUGAUUUCGGUCAAGCUUUCAAAGUUCCUUUAAGGGUCAAAGAUGUACUGCCGGUGCUUCCGCGCCAGAUAUCUUGGCCGGUGUUGAACAAUCUUCACAGCGCCGUUGACUUGUUGCCGGCUUUUGUUGGAUCAGUUAGCCCAAACAAUGGGUCAGUUGAAUGGAAAGGAGCUUGCUUUUACGCCAACGAGGCUCGAUUCGAUUUCACCGAAAGUGAUCGCAAUAGUUCGGAAUUGGGCGGUGGAAUUCUUCAUCUCAGGACAUCUGAAGCUCACAGCUGGACCUGUAUGGAUCUUUAUGUUUUUGCGACUCCUUACAGGAUUACUUGGGAUUACUACUUUUCUGCUCGAGAGCACAUGUUGAAAUUUGAUUCUUGGGAAGAAACCGCAGAGUUGGAAUAUGUAAAGCAGCACGGAAUCUCUGUAUUUCUAAUGCCAUCAGGAAUGCUUGGCACAUUGCUUUCUUUAGUAGAUGUAUUGCCUCUAUUUUCUAAUACUAUCUGGGGUCAGAAUGCCAACCUUGCUUUUUUGAAAACACACAUGGGUGCGUCAUUUGAAAAACGUCCUAAGCCAUGGAGUGCAACAAUAAAUCCAGAAGAUGUGCAUUCUGGUGACUUUUUGGCAGUGUCAAAGAUUCGCGGUCGGUGGGGAGGAUUUGAGACAUUAGAAAAAUGGGUGACUGGAGCAUUUGCUGGUCAUACUGCGGUUUGCUUAAAGGAUGAUAUGGGUAAUCUAUGGGUCGCUGAAUCAGGACAUGAAAAUGAAAAGGGUGAAGAAAUUAUAGUGGUUAUUCCAUGGGAUGAAUGGUGGGAGCUGUCACUGAAGGAUAGUUCUAAUCCACAGGUAGCCUUGCUUCCUUUACAUCCAGAUGUACGUGCAAAUUUCAACUCCACUGCAGCAUGGGACUAUGCAUGGAGUAUGUCAGGCAAGCCAUAUGGUUAUCACAACAUGAUCUUUAGUUGGAUAGACACUGUAGCUGACAACUAUCCACCCCCUCUUGAUGCUCACUUGGUCAUUUCUGUCAUGUCUAUGUGGACUAGAGUGCAGCCUGCAUAUGCUGCAAAUAUGUGGAAUGAAGCGCUAAAUAAGCGGUUAGGGACUGAGGAUUUAGAUUUAUACGGAAUUUUGGAGGAGAGUGAAAGGCGUGGCAUAGCCUUUGAUCAAUUACUCACCAUCCCGGAACAAGAUGACUGGGUAUACAGUGAUGGGAAGUCAACAACAUGUGUUGCCUUUAUCCUUGAGAUGUAUAAAGAGGCUGGGGUCUUUGGUACUAUUUCUAACUCAAUUCAAGUAACUGAAUUCACUAUUCGUGAUGCUUACAUGCUUAAGAUUUUUGAGAACAAUCAAACACGCUUGCCAAGUUGGUGCAACAAUGAGGAUGGCCGGCUUCCGUUCUGUCAGAUUCUUGGUGAGUAUUGGAUGGAAUUGCCAUAUUAUAACACCUUAGAGAUAUAUGCCAACAUGAAUGAAAAUUGCCCUUCCUUACCUCCAAGUUAUGAUAGGCCCACGAGAUGUUAAGUUUGAUUGCAAUCUGUUUGCAGUCUGUGCCCCCACUCAUGUUUGUAUAACGUCCUUUAUUAAAUGCAAAGAUGCCUUUCCGGAAAAUCCUACAACACAAUAUAUGCAUUCUAAUUACUGCUAGAUAUACUCAGUUUCUAUAAAUAGUAUAAUGAGGAGAACAUUUAUGUACUAGUUGAGUAAAUUAUUUCAUUGGUGAUUGCAAACAUCUGAUUCUCGAAUGGUGCUUUUGGAAUUAUUGCUAGCGAGCUGAAACUCAUAGCACGGGCAAGCUUUUCUUUUUUUUUUUUUUUAAAUCACGGUGUUCAUUUUGCAUGAUACAUUGUUUAAGAUCAUUAAAGUGUUCUAGUGGUCGUUUUGGGAGAUCUAACCUGGGCUAUCAUACUGAUAAGUACCUGCUCAUCUAUUAAGCUUAAGAAUCGUCAUUUAUCUUAUUUCCCCUAGUAUCAUUGAUUCCGAAAUGUAGACUCCUUCGUAGAAGGAUUACUAUGAUCUUCGGACGAGCUGGCCGGGCAAAAGCUGGAUCGGCUUUAGACUUGUGUAAUUCCAAACCCCUCGUUGGCAAUUCCGUUAAAUAAUGUGAACAAUUAUACCCAAUUCCUGAUAAGGAGUGUAUUUAUAA